Molecule: messenger RNA, 815 nt
Organism: Teleopsis dalmanni
Lineage: Eukaryota; Metazoa; Arthropoda; Insecta; Diptera; Diopsidae
Product: protein C19orf12 homolog
Exons: 2
Coding region: 291-710 (139 amino acids)
Source: RefSeq, a predicted model, not a curated record
AAUAUUUGUUAUAAUACAAGUUUUAGGUUGACUAUAUUAUCAUCAGUUGUGUGUUGAUAAGUACAUUUUUUCUAAUCGCGUCUAAUUCACUACUUCGUAAAACGUUUUACAGCACUCACAAGAACGUAAAAGCAAUAACAGAGAAAUGCAGUUAAACAUAACUGAAGUUGGUGCCAUAGAGUAAGGUAAGGAUUGCAGCGUCGGCAGAAAAUUAUUAGAAGUUUCCAGAAUAGCUGUUACAUUAAAUAUUUAAAAGCACAAUCAAAAGAAAAUAAAACCAAACGCACAAAAUGCCAAUACAAGGUGAUGAAUUAUUACGCGCAGUUGCCAUAGUUGCAGACAGAGAAGAUGUUCGUUUCACUGUUAAGGAGGUUGGAAAGGGAGCCGUUGUUUGCGCUGCAACAACUUUCAUAGCUGGGCUACUAAUGGGACCGGUUGGAAUGGCUAUAGGUGGAGCUGCAGGUGGCAUUGCUGCUUAUUCCAUGAGUGGUAACUUCAAGUCUUUAAGUGAUAUAAUACGUAACGAUUUAACGGACGCACAAAAAAGAGAACUAGUGGAUCGCAUCCAGACAGCUGCUAGAGGAGUAAAUGCCGCUGACAUUGCUAUGUUAGCACCGCUAAUCUUAAAUAAUUCUUCAAUGCAAACGUUAGUUCUUGAAGUUGUGAAGAAUUUCGUAACAAGUGAGCUACGAUGUCAAAUCGUUGACUAACAAAUUGUGUUAGGAAAACAUACUGUGAAAAAUUAUUUCUGUACUCAAGAUUAUUAUUCUCUUUAUAUAUUUAAUGAAUGUAAGCGUUUAUUAUUUUACGUUUUU